This is a messenger RNA of Osmerus eperlanus (European smelt), 1858 nucleotides long. RefSeq names its product transmembrane gamma-carboxyglutamic acid protein 3 (gene prrg3). Gene Ontology annotation, cellular component: extracellular region. Bases 244 to 969 code for a protein of 241 amino acids. The transcript is spliced from 4 exons. Gene Ontology annotation, molecular function: calcium ion binding. NCBI's taxonomy places the organism in Eukaryota, Metazoa, Chordata, Actinopteri, Osmeriformes, Osmeridae. The record is from RefSeq and is a predicted model, not a curated record.
AAAACUGACUCUCGUGGGUGCUCCCUUGUUAGAAGCAGGAAUGGGAUGGAAAAUCCUUUUUUUAUAACGGUGUCGUGGAAGGCAGGGUUUAUUUUUGUAUACCUGAAUGAUAAAGAAACACGUGUGUGGAUUAUAGGUGAAAUCUGUCUGAAAAGGGAACCUACUUUAUAUGACGAAAUGAAUGGAUGCAUCAAAUGUUAAGGUCAGCUACGGGGAUCUCUGCCUGAGUAACAGGGUGGCAGCAUGGCUGGAGCGUUCCUAGAGGGAAAGGAUGCGCACUCCUUGCUCAAACGCUUCCCUCGGGCCAACGGCUUCAUGGAGGAGUUCCGCCAGGGGAACAUCGAGAGGGAGUGCGUGGAGGAGAGCUGCAGCUUCGAGGAGGCCAACGAGGUGUUUGAAAACAAAGAACGCACGAUGGAGUUCUGGAAGACCCGCAGCAUCUACACGGUGAGCAGCAACACAGAGGGUCGUUCGGAGCGCAGCGACACCGUCUACAUGGUGGCCCCCCUCCUGGGGGUAGCCCUCCUCAUCAUCAUCGCCCUCUUCCUCAUCUGGAGGUGCCAGCUGCAGAAGGCCACGCGCCGGCGCCCCGCCUACACCCAGAACCGCUACCUGGCCAAUCGCAACGCCCGCGGCCUCCCCCGCAUCCUGGUCCACAGGGACGCCCCCCCUCAGCCGGAGGGUGCCUACCCGGAGGUACCGCCUCGCCCCACAGUGGUGGUGAGCGGCGUGGAGAGAGGAGGGGGGUCGUUGGUGUGCGCCGCCCCCGACCCCCGUCCUCCCCAGCAGAACAGCAGGUCCCUGUACGUCCAGGAGCCGUCCGCGUCGGUGGCCUCGCGCCUUUCGGGCGCCACGCCUCCCCCGUCCUACGAGGAGGUGACGGGCCACCUGGAGAGCAGCAGCGACGAGGUCACAGCGCCCUACAGCGACCCACCGCCCAAGUACGAGGAGAUCGUCACGGAGAAGUGAGGUUCAAGGGAGGCGACCCCCCCCCCCCCUCCCCCCUGCCUCUCCCACUGCCUCUACCCCUGCCUCUGCUCCAAGCGUAUGUCUGACCUCUGGGGAACUGUGGCCCUGUGGGUUUAAAAGCAUUUCGCUGACUGUCGGCCGGCUGUACGAUCUGUGCUUCACAUGGGCCAUCUCCCACGUGUGUGUGUGUGUGGUGAUGAUGCAUCAGUGUGUCGUCUCCUCUGAAUGUGGCGUUCAGGGCCGUGCCACUGGGUAACCUGUAUACAUGUAGAAACCAGAUGGAUAUCUGGGCCGCUAGUCUUCACCAGCUGAAAACACGACCCCCGGAGCUGCCGCUGCCUGCCGCAGGCCCCUGCGCACCUCCUCCCCACCUCUGUCAGUGCCAGACACGGCCUUAUCACGACCAGAGAAGGAACGGAAAAAAGAAGGAUGAGAGGAUGAGAAGAUAAGAGAUCCAAUCAGAGACUUGGGUCCGGGCUAGCGUCGGGAUGAAACGGGAUGACAAAUAACGGGUCGUUUCUCAUAGUGUGGACAUUGGCUCGUUGUCGGGACUACUUUGUCAUGCGGGGGAAUAUCUCACAGAUGACGAGCUGAGAUGUGUCUCUCCUACGCAGAGGAAUCAAGAUAGGCUUCGACUGCAGACUUGUGUCUACUGCAGCCUGGCAUCCCCCUGGAACAGGAGAUCUAAUCUCGCCUGUUAAAUAUGAGAUAAGGGAACUCAACCUCCCUUUGAUCAAACGAUGGAUAGGUUUUGGUUUAUUUUUUCUUGUGUGCCAAAGGUAGAAAUGGAAUGAUGUAGUAAUGCAUAUUACUGGCCAGAUGUAAUCCCCUUAAGAAUAUGCCAGUGAGACACACACACAUACAUACACACCCAAACACAAAGCAACAC